AUGCCGCUAUUUUAUUUGAUUACAUUACUAUUAUAUCGUAAAACUAUAAAAAAAAUAGAUGAAAUUGAAAAAACAAAACCUCAAUAUUUAAAAAUUAGUUUAAUUGAAAGAUUCAUAAAAAGUAACUGCAACGGUAUAAAGGUAAAAAUGCAAAAAUAUAAACUAACUAGUUUUAAAGACCAAAUUACAGAGUAUAUACAGAUUAUUGAAGAAUCUGAAAUGUUUAAACAUUUAGUCUGUGAAUUGAAAGAACGUUUCACACAUAUUGAAAAAAUACGAUGCUUAGCAAUUGGAAGCUUUGCAGAAGAUUUCCAAGCUAGAUAUCAAAUAGCAUUUUUAAUCAAAUUAGUAGAAGUAUUAAGUAAAGAUAAACACGAGCAUAUUGUGGUAUCAAUUAAUGAUCCUGUAUUUACCGAGGAAGAUAUGCAAUAUAUACAUGAUUUGGGAGAUAGCUGGAAAGUUGAGCCUGAUUUGCAACAGAUUGAGCGCUCUACUAAUAAAACCCUAUUUUUUUUACCUCAUGCACCAUUAGAAUUGACCGAGAGCGUUCUUAUGACUGAGAAGCCUCAAAUAUUUCUGGCCAACAAUUUAGUGCGACACACAGAUAGAUAUACCAAGAUAAAAUUGUUUGAAAAAUAUCCAGUUAUGAGUAAGCUUGUAAAUUAUUUAGAAAAGAAUGAGGUAAGUAUGAAAAAUAAUGAAAUUGCAAAAAAUGAUGAAGAUUUUCAAAUUGUUAAGAAAAAAAAAAGAAGGGGCAAAAAUAUUAUAUAUAAAGAAGCACAGGUAGAUUAUGACUCUAUUGAGACAUAUUUUGAAACUGCCGAGAUCAUUAGCGAUUUUAAGAAUGGUAAACUAUUAGAAAAUCAACCCUGGAUCAAUUCAUUCUCUGAUUUAACAUUGCAUUUAAUCUUAUAA
Molecule: messenger RNA, 915 nt
Organism: Henningerozyma blattae CBS 6284
Lineage: Eukaryota; Fungi; Ascomycota; Saccharomycetes; Saccharomycetales; Saccharomycetaceae
Gene: BER1
Product: Ber1p
Exons: 1
Coding region: 1-915 (304 amino acids)
Biological process (GO): microtubule-based process
Cellular component (GO): cytoplasm; nucleus
Source: RefSeq, a predicted model, not a curated record